ACCUCAACUGUCGCAUCACCUUUUUAAGGAAAUGUUGUAGGCUAACCAGGCGUUGUCAUGUAUGUCAAUCUAUUUUAUGAAGAGAUAAGGAAGUGACUUUCAAGCUUUUCAUCAUAGAAUGUCCUUGGCGCUGUCAUGGAGUAAACGCGAGAAGAACCUGAGUGGACUAUCACCUGUGGAUUCAUUUGAACGGCAGCACUGUUUUCAGCAUAAACCGAAGUCAGACGGAAGUUUUCUAUUGACAGUUUGAGAGAUGAGAUGAGGCUCACCCAUAUGAAACUUGGAUGUAUUCUGGCUUGUGCUUUUCUCUCUCUAACCUGGUUUACCGCUCAUAAUGGAAAUGAUGAGGAUGAAUCCCCCCACCACCCAGAUAUGAUCCAGCUGUAUGAACGUCUGCUGGCUGCAGAGUUCAGGGGGGAGCUGCUGUCCAGGGAGCUCAGCAGUGUUCUGACCAGCCUGGGGAACCUCACCAUACCUAGCAACAACUCCUCCACUAAUAUCCCAGAAGGACCGAUAAAGAGAAAUCUCAGUCUGCUGUCCUCCAGACUGCCCAACGCCUACCUCUACCUGCCCCACCUACGGGACCACCCAGACAGCCUGAUUCCUAACGUGGUCCUGGGACAAGGCCGAACUGGAGUGUCCCUGGUAUUGGGGAUCCCUACAGUGAAGCGUCAGAAGCAGAGCUACCUGGUUAGCACCCUGAACUCCCUCCUCUACGACCUUUCACCUUCUGAACGUAACGACACCGUCAUCAUCAUCUUUGUUGCUGAGACGGAUACAGAAUACGUCAACAGUGUAGCAGAACUCCUAGAGAAGAAUUUUCCUAAGGAUGUGCACUCAGGCCUGUUGGAGGUAGUGUCCCCUUCUCAGUACUUCUACCCCAACUUCAGCAGACUCAGGGAAACCUUCGGAGACUCCAAGGAGAGAGUCAAAUGGCGCACAAAGCAGAACUUGGAUUAUAGCUUCCUGAUGCUCUACGCCCAGGAGAAGGGAACCUAUUAUGUACAGUUGGAGGAUGACAUCGUGGCUAAUCCCGGUUACUCUCAGACCAUGAAAACAUACGUCAGAAAGCUGGCCACCGAUGACUGGAUGUUCCUGGAGUUCUCUCAGCUCGGCUUCAUCGGCAAGAUGUUCCGAGCCCGUGAUCUACCAAUGAUAGCAGAAUUCUUUCUCAUGUUCUACAAAGACAAGCCCAUUGAUUGGCUGUUGGACCACAUCCUGUGGGUGAAGGCUUGUAACCCAGAAAAAGAUGCUAAAGACUGCAACCUGCAGAAGGGCCUGCUCAAGCUGAGAUAUAAACCCUCUCUGUUUCAACAUGUAGGCCUUCACUCCUCUCUGCCUGGCAAACUACAGAAACUGAAAGAUAAGGACUUUGGGAAGGUGCCACUGUUCACAGCCCACACCAACCCUCCUGCAGAGCUGAGCAGUAGUCUGAAGCACUACCAGCAGCACACCCUGGAGAGGGCCUACAAGGGCCAGGACUUCUUCUGGGGCUUGACCCCUACCGCCAAGGACUUCAUACUGCUCAGCUUCCCACAGCCACGCACUGUCACCAGGUACCUGUUUCGCAGCGGAAACAUCGAGAACAACGGAGACCAUUUGUAUAACACCACCGUGGCGGUGCUCCCUAGUGAUAGCUCAGUGAGAGACAGACUCGUGGGUGGCCAGUCUCCUCAAUACAAAGGAUCUUAUGGAGGCUUCAUAGUGAUUGGUUGCUUUGUGGAUGGAGUGGCUGAGGGACAGAUAGACGCACAGAUGCAGCCCAUCUCUGCAUUACGUCUACUGGUACAUAGCGACUCUGACAUGUGGGUUCUGCUCAGCGAGAUAUUUAUUCAACUUUAAGGGGAAGAGAUAGGAGAAACCUUGGAGGGCAUGCGCUGCUGGCCUGUAACUCCACACCUGGAUAAACAGUGACCUCUAUUGGACAUAGACAGUCAACGCAGUUCCUCCAAGCGCCUCACCUGCUACUGUAUGGAAGCGCCUCACCUGCUACUGUAUGGAAGCACAUACAUACACACACACACACACUCUGUGGAUGUUCUCUUUAUGCACAACGGAGAAUUCUUCAACCUUUGACUAUAAUGUGAAUCUGGAGGAGAAAGUGUGUUUUUCUGUUCCUAAAUGAGUUUGUCAAUCAACUUGAGCACUUCUACAUUUGUGGAAGACUUUAUACUGGGCACCAGCUUUCAGCUGUGGUUAACAUGUACAGGGCUAUCUAUGAUAGGUUCAGUGAGAGGUGAAUGGAUUGAUACCCUCGGUGAGUAAUGGAUGCAAUGUACUGUGUUGUGUGUGAGAAAAAAUAUACACUGGUGCAAUUGUUUGUAUUAGUGUAUUAUUGACACUGUUUACACAAGUGUGUGUGAGUUCAUGUCUCUGGCCAAAAUGCUGUAGAUCAGGUUCAAUUCCUCAAGUAGCUUUUUUGCCAUAGGUGGAUUUCUAUGUAAAUCUUCUGUUGUGUUUCUGGUACUGAACUGCUAGUUUCAAUGGGGAUCACUGGAGAGCAGCCACUCCACAUGUAUAUACAGUACAUAUGUGUUACUAUGUGCUGUAAAUAAAGAACAAACAUGAAAGCAUUCUUGAAUGUGUAUAACAAUUUAA
Salvelinus sp. IW2-2015 is the source of this 2598-nucleotide messenger RNA. Its product is annotated as alpha-1,3-mannosyl-glycoprotein 4-beta-N-acetylglucosaminyltransferase B. Lineage: Eukaryota; Metazoa; Chordata; Actinopteri; Salmoniformes; Salmonidae. Gene Ontology annotation, molecular function: acetylglucosaminyltransferase activity. Gene Ontology annotation, biological process: protein N-linked glycosylation. Gene Ontology annotation, cellular component: endoplasmic reticulum; Golgi stack; endoplasmic reticulum-Golgi intermediate compartment. The record is from RefSeq and is a predicted model, not a curated record.